GGAGGCGGGCACCGUUCCCCGCCCGCCCCGCAUCCCGCCCGCCCCGCAGCCGCCGGCCCCCGAUGGAUUAUCUGCGGCUGGUGCUCUCCUGCCUCGUCCCCCUGCACGGCUGCUUGGCCGCCGCCGGUGCCCCAGAGCUCCUGCUGUCCGGCAAGCUGAGCGAGUAUGGCGUGAUCGUGCCCUUCAGCGCCGAUUGCCGGGGCCGCUUCCUCUCGCACGUGGUGUCCGGCGGCGUGGCGAGGGCGGCCGAAGCCACCUGUCCCCCGCCCCCGUCCCGCCGCCGUGUCCCCCGCGACGCCCUGCAUGGGUCCCCGCGGCACGGUGGGGCCGCCGGCCGCUCGCUCUACUUCAACGUCACCGUCUUCGGCAAGGAGCUGCACCUCCGCCUGCGACCCAACCUGCGCCUCGUGCCACCGGGCGCCGUGGCCGAGUGGCAGGAGGAUUUCGGGGUGCUCUUCCGAGAGCCCCUCCGGCACCGCUGCCUCUUCACCGGGGACGUCACUGGCAUGCCCGGCGCUGCCGUGGCCAUCAGCAACUGCGACGGGCUGGCUGGCCUGAUUCGGACAGACAGCACCGAGUUCUUCAUUGAGCCACUGGAGCGGGGGCAGCAGGAGACGGAGGCGCGCGGGAGGGCCCACGUGGUGUACCGCCGCUCGGCCAUUCGGCAGGACCUCCGUGCCGAAGUGCCUGGUGUGCGGGUGGGCGAGCUCCCCAACUCCCUGGAGCUGCUGGAGGAGCGGCUGGGCGAGGCGGAGCGCAAGAGGCGUCACGCCAGGAAGGACGACUACAACAUCGAGGUCCUGCUGGCGGUGGACGACUCGGUGGUGCGCUUCCACGGGAAGGAGCAUGUCCAGAACUACGUCCUCACCCUCAUGAACAUAGUGGAUGAAAUUUAUCAUGAUGAGUCCCUGGGCGUUCACAUCAACAUUGUGCUGGUCAGAAUGAUCAUGGUGGGAUACCGCCAGUCGGUCAGCCUGAUAGAGCGAGGGAACCCAUCCCGCAGCUUGGAGCAGGUCUGCCGCUGGGCUCACUCACAGCAGCGCUCCGACCCGGAGCACGCCGAGUACCACGACCACGCCGUGUUCCUCACCAGGCAAGAUUUUGGUCCCGCAGGUAUGCAAGGCUACGCGCCGGUGACGGGGAUGUGCCACCCGCUCCGCAGCUGCACUCUGAACCAUGAGGACGGCUUCUCCUCAGCCUUUGUGGUUGCCCACGAGACUGGCCACGUGUUGGGCAUGGAGCACGAUGGCCAAGGCAACCGGUGCGCCGACGAGACCAGCAUGGGGAGCAUCAUGGCACCGCUGGUCCAGGCUGCCUUCCACCGCUACCACUGGUCCCGCUGCAGCAAGCAGGAGCUCAACCGCUACAUCCAUUCCUAUGACUGCCUUCUGGACGACCCUUUUGAGCACCAGUGGCCUGUGCUUCCCGAGCUGCCGGGCAUCAACUACUCCAUGGACGAGCAGUGCCGUUUCGAUUUCGGCGUGGGCUACAAAACCUGCACGGCAUUCCGCACCUUUGACCCAUGCAAGCAGCUGUGGUGCAGCCACCCAGACAACCCCUACUUCUGCAAGACCAAGAAGGGGCCCCCCUUGGAUGGCACCGAGUGUUCUUCGGGCAAGUGGUGCUUCAAGGGUCACUGCAUCUGGAAGACGUCAGAGCAGCCGUACAGCCAGGAUGGUGGCUGGAGUUCCUGGUCCAAGUUCGGCUCCUGCUCCAGGACCUGUGGCGGCGGUGUGCGCUCCCGCAGCCGGAGCUGCACUGACCCGCCUCCUGCUUAUGGUGGGCGCCACUGCCCAGGAGCCACCUAUGAGCACCAAGUGUGCAACAGCGAGGAGUGCCCGGGGCCCUACGAGGAUUUCCGUGCCCAGCAGUGCUCCAAGCGCAACUCCUACUACACCCACGACAACAGCAAGCAUGCGUGGCUGCCCUACGAGCAUCACGAUGAUGCCCAGAAGUGCGAGCUGAUCUGCCAGUCCGAGGGGACGGGGGACGUGGUGUUCAUGAACCAGGUUGUUCACGACGGUACCAGGUGCAGCUACCGGGACCCCUACAGCAUCUGUGUCCGGGGCGAGUGCGUGCACGUUGGCUGCGACAAGGAGGUCGGCUCCCUGAAGCAGGAGGACAAGUGUGGGGUCUGCGGUGGGGACAACUCCCACUGCCGGACGGUGAAGGGCACCUUGUCCAAGACCCCAAAGCAGCCAGUGGGUGUUCUGAAGAUGUUUGAGAUUCCUGCUGGGGCGAGGCAUGUGCAAAUAGAAGAGAUGGAGCCGGCAUCCCACAGCAUCGCUGUUAAGAAUCAAGCUACGGGUAACUUCAUCCUUAAUGCCAAGGGCAAAGAAGCCAAAAGCAAAAUGUUCAUUGAGAUGGGCUUGGAGUGGGAAUAUACCAUUGAACAUGGCAAGGAGAGCCUGAAAACCAGCGGCCCUCUGCACGAAGCCAUCAGCGUUUUGGUCAUCCCUCGGGAGGAGGAGGAGUCGAGGAGCAGCCUGAUGUACAGGUACAUCAUCCACGAGGACCUGCUGCCGAUGAUUGGGAACAACAACGUGCUGCUCGAGGAGAUGGACUCCUACGAGUGGGCCCUCAAGAGCUGGUCUCAGUGCUCGAAGGCAUGCGGAGGAGGCAUCCAGUACACCAAGUACGGCUGCCGGCGGAAGAGCGACAACCGCAUGGUGCACAGGAACCUGUGUGACAACGGCAAGAAGCCCAAGCCCAUACGACGACGGUGCAACCUGCAGGAGUGCUCCCAGCCUGCCUGGGUGGCUGAGGAGUGGGGUGCCUGCAGCAAGUCCUGCGGCAAGCUGGGGCUGCAGGCACGGGCCGUGCAGUGCGUGCAGCGCCUGCGGGACGGCACCAACCGCACCCUGCAUGCCAAGUACUGCAGCGGCGAGCGGCCGGAGACCCGGCGGCCCUGCAGCCGCCUGCCCUGCCCGGCGCAGUGGAGGACGGGCGCCUGGUCGCAGUGCUCGGCCAGCUGCGGGGAUGGCAUGCAGCAGCGGCAGGUGGUCUGCAAGGGCAGUGAGAGCGGCGGGCGCUGCCACGGGGACAAGCCGGAGGCCGUCCGGGGCUGCCACGUGUCCGUCUGUCCGGGGAAGCCCUCCAGCAUCACGGCCAGCGUCGACAGCAGUGACCACGUCACGCCCAGAGGGCAAUGGGUGCCCCAGGAGGGGCCCAAAAACCCCGUUAGCAAGAUCUCCCCCAGGGAGCCCUGCCUCGGGGACAAGUCCAUCUUCUGCCAGAUGGAGGUCCUGGCCCGCUACUGCUCCAUCCCUGGCUACAACAAGCUCUGCUGCGAGUCCUGCGGCAAGAAAGCCUCCGUCACCGCCUCGCCUCCUGGUACCCCCCACAGCUCCCCUGCAGGAACCCCCGGCCCCACUUCCCCACUGCCCCCUGGCUCCCCUGGGCCAGGGGCACCUGGGGUGGAUGCCACCGCUGGGACCCCAGCCCCAAGCGAGCCAUCGGUGGGGACACAGGGCAAGGGCAGGGGCCGGGCAGCCAGGUAACCCCUCCGGGACCCCCUGGCCACGUGGAGCCUUUCUCCUCCCUCCUCCUCCCUCUCAAUCUCCCCCUCUCUUUCCCCUCGCUUCCAGCAGUGGUUUUCACAGGCAGCUGGGUUUGGAGACAACCCGGCUUGCCCCAGAAUUCCCAGGAAAACCGCUGUUUUCUUGUGAUUUUUAUUCCCCCCCCUUCCCUGCUGUGGCACUUUUUUGGCGGUGCUGCAGGGAUAAAAAAGAAAAAGGUCAAAAGGAGUAAAAAGCAGCUUGGCUGCAGGACGGGCCUCUUACCUCUGCGGGUGGCUGGGAGCCACCAGCCACUGCCUUUCAAGGUGCUAAAUGGGGGGGCUUUAAUGUUGCCUUUUCCUCUCCCCACAAGCAGUAGCACAAAAUAGGAUGGGGAGGAGGACCCUGGCUCCCUGGCCAGCCCCUGCCUCCUUCAGGAACUGCCUCGCGUUGCCGGAGCGCUUGGCACGGUGCUUGUGGUGCCCCAGCUUUGGGGUAGGAGCUGGGGUCUCCCUCAAAAACCUCUUUUCUGAGACCUCUGCUACGAGGACCAACCGUAGCACAAGCAAUAAGGACAAGGCCAAAGACCAGAAACAGGGUUUACAAAAUGCCUGUCACCUGGCGGUGACUUUUUUAGCCAAUACUGCCCUUGGCCAGCUUUGUGCUAACACCAACUUCCAGCGUCCCCCUGACCACGACCCCAAUCUCUUCUCCCUUGUAUCCAGUGUCUGUAGGGCACCAAGACGUUAUGGGUUCCCGUGGGGAAAGCUAGGAAGCCCCGAUGCCAGGAGGAACACUGCUGCGCCCAUGGCAUCACGCUGGGCUCAGCUCUAAGGGGUUAGGGUUCCUCUGCGGGUGGGAGCUGCCCUCUUGCCCCCUCACCUUUUGUCUUACGGUGGGAGAAGGGGGGUGAGUAAUGCCAUUAAAAUAUUGUGCCAAGUACUAAAUAUAUGCACAGCACUUUAGAAGCACAGGGCCCCAUGCAGCUGGCAGGGGAGCUGGACCCCGAAGGGCCCUGGAGGCAGGAGGAAGGUGGGUGCCUGUGGGGGACGAGUGCUGGUAGGGAGGAGGCUCUGGGUGCUGAGGUGGGGACUGAGGGAGGCUCUGAAGGAGGGAGGCAGGGCGGGAGGAGAGGCCAGGCUGGCAGUGCAAGGUGUGCGUGGCUCAGCUGCAUCUGCUGGUGCUGGCGGUGUCGCCUUCCUGCCUGUACGAGGGGAAAGUCUCUAGAGCAGUAAGCUUGUCCUUCCGUUUUGGGGAUGCCCCAAAUCCACCUUUUCCUUGCCGUGAAGGGCUGGGAGCACAGGAGGUGUUGAGCAUCUUCCAUCUUGUGGCCAGAGGAGAGGUGGCAGACAGGGUUUUAUUUCGGUGCUCGGUUUCCAAGAAGGAAACCCAUCAAGUGCGUACGUGGCGGGGGCACGGAGAGCUGCAGAAGGCCGCCAGCUCUUCUGUGCUCUUCCUUCCCCCCCCCCUCCGGUUCACUUUCCAAAACGGGCUAUAAUCCAGCACGGUUGUGGUGCUGUGUGUGCCCACACCUGGUCUCCAGGGCUUGUUGGCGAGGUGGCCAGGGGUGCUAGGAGCCCAGUGGCUUUAGGAUGCGCUGCUUUUCGGACUGCUGCUCUACGGCGCCAUUGAUGCAUAGGCAGGGUGCUGCGUCCACAACAGUUGCGUGGUCAGAAGAUGUUUGAGGUCAGGGCAUCUCAGAGGAACUCAAAUGAUCCCAAAAGGGCCGAAGAGAUGUGAAGAGGCUCCUCCUGCCCCCCAUCGCCUCCGAGUCGAGGCUGGACGAGCAUUGCUCUGAACAGCACCUGGAUGUGCACUGCCUCCCCAAACCGCUGCACGUAGGCAUGAAUUGGGCAUGGCAUGGAGCCACACGUCGAGCCAAGCACCCAGCACACCUCACCAUGGGACGCGGACAGAGCGGGGUGCAUCCCACCCUGCCCCUUUUGCAGCUCCCUCCGCCGGGAGGGACAGCAUUUAUUUAUUGUGCCAAAGAUAACGCUUCGCUUCGGGCGCCGUUUGCACUCCCAGGAGCAUCCCCACCCCGUGCAGAGCCUGGCGGGAGGCUGCACAGACCUCUCCCGCUGCUCCUGCAGAUGUCUGGGUGCCCUGAAAAAAAUUACCAGCUGCGCUCCCCUGGUUGGUGCUGUCCUGGGCAUUAUGGCUUUCUUGCAGUAGUUUUUGCAGUGGUUCACUGCUGUAGGGCAGAGGGGGUUGGUGCCUUGGUGUCGAGGCGGUCGGAGCCUCGGUGCCACAGAGGGGACAAGGUUUUGGCACAGGGGUGCUGCCCCCAUGCCCCUCGUACCCCACCAGCUCCUGCUCCCUCCUGCGCUGCCACCAGCAAUGCGAUGUGUAAAGUUUUGUACAUACCAGAUUCAGAGCUUUUUAACUUUUAAUAUUUAUUAAUUUCAUUGGGUUCGCCUCUUUUUUUUUUUUUUGGAACUCUAACAUAAUGUUAAAAAAGAAAAAGAAAAGAAAAAUGCACACCA
Molecule: messenger RNA, 5983 nt
Organism: Cygnus olor (mute swan)
Lineage: Eukaryota; Metazoa; Chordata; Aves; Anseriformes; Anatidae
Gene: ADAMTS14
Product: ADAM metallopeptidase with thrombospondin type 1 motif 14
Exons: 22
Coding region: 63-3500 (1145 amino acids)
Biological process (GO): extracellular matrix organization; proteolysis
Cellular component (GO): extracellular matrix
Molecular function (GO): metalloendopeptidase activity
Source: RefSeq, a predicted model, not a curated record